AUGGGAAAUAUUGUUGAUACGAUUAAAGCACAGCAAGAGAAAAACGAGGCUGAAACAGUCGAAAAGCUUCAAACGAUCCAUAAUAUGAUGGUCGACAAGAUUGCCUCGUCAUCAGCGAAAAUGCAGAACGACGCGAUUGAAGACAAGACCCUUCCCAUUGUAGCGGUCAUUGAUAAAUCCGAGAAAUACAAAGUCCACGUGAGAACCGCCCCUUCCAACGAUGUCUCAGAUGGCAUCAACGAUCUGCUGAGUGGAGAUUUUCUUGGAGGGCUGAAAAGCUUGAUCGGCGUGGCUCUUAACGAGUUUUUGGGCAACGCAUCAGCCGGCGAAACCGAAAAGAAUGACUUUCAUGUCAUUUACGCCAACAACAGCCUCUUGCGUCUCGACUACAUGAUGUACAAGUACGAAUUCUCCUCGAAGGGGUUAAAAGAUAAUUAUGAGAACGCAUUCUGUUACUACUUGCAAGUUGGUGUCCUGGACCUGGAGAAAGUGAACUCGCAGAUUUUGCUGUAUGAGCUGACCAGAGCAAUCGGCGAAGACCAUCUCCCAGACGCCGCACAUCACUUGGCCAGCCUGGCUAAAUUUGCCAAGGAGCUGUACAGCACGGUUCAUGAGUUGAAGACCGCGGCAAUUACAGGCGGUGGGGCGGCUCCCAAUCCCAAUCCCAAUCCAAACCCCAAUCCCCCCUCUGGCGGGAAUAAGGAGGGGGAGGGGUAUUCGGCGGGCAACAGCAAGUGCAAGCAAGACAUGCCUCCAGCUUUGGAUGCCAUCGAUAGAGAAGUGCGUGUUUUCGCAGAAGAAGAGAAAGAGAUUGAGGGACAGGGAAUGAGGAGGACGGAGGAGAUUGGAGUCAUUGUGGUGGAGAAAGAGAUACAGGCUUCACAAUAA
Messenger RNA from Porites evermanni, 888 nucleotides. NCBI's taxonomy places the organism in Eukaryota, Metazoa, Cnidaria, Anthozoa, Scleractinia, Poritidae. The record is from the annotation of a GenBank genome assembly.